AUGACCGCCAUCUGCUUCGUGUGCAACCUGCCGAUCCUGAGCCACCAGGUGGGGCUGGUAUGGCAGGGCGGCAACGGCUGGGACGACCUGGUGCGCGAGCAGGUGGAGGAGUCGACGCUGCGGCAGCGCCUGGGCGCCGGGCGCCGCGACUCGGCUGCGCAGAUCACCAGCAUCUCGCCGCCCACCGAGGUGCAGGAGACCUCGCCGCCCUCGACCGCACGCCGCCGCCGCAGCUCGCUCGCGCAGCUCACGGACAUCCUGCGCGACUGGGGCGGCUCCAAGGGCGCGCGCGGUAGCAAGAGCUCGCAGCUGUGUCGGCGCGAAACGCUCGCCGACCUGGCCAAGAGCCUGCCCUGGGGCCGCGCCGCCACCACCGACUCCUCCACAGCCGCCACGGUGCGCAAGCGGCGUGAGUCCUCGGCCGACCAGAGCCUCAAGAGCGCCAAGGGACGGCGCGACUCCACCGCCAUCUCCGACCUGCGCUCCGACCUGGCGCGCCUCUGGUCGGCGCGGCGCGAGUCCACCGUCAUAGGGACCAUCAUCACCGCGAGGGAGCCGUCCCAGCGACGCAGCUCCGGCGAGUCGGCCCGCAGCGGGCGGCGCGACUCGCUGACGGCGGGCGGGUCGCGGCGCGGGUCGGGCGAGUCGGCCCGUAGCGGGCGGCGGGACUCGCUGACUGCCGGAGCCACCUCGUCGCCGCCCAAGCUGCACCAUCACCACCACCACCACCACCACCACCAUCGCAGGCGGCGGGACUCGCGCACGGCAGAGCCGCCCUCCUACUACCUGCAGGAGCAGCGACCCUCGACCUCGUCUACGGCGUCGGACAGCGGGCCGUCGGCCGGCCGGGAGGCCAACCACCAGGCGCUGCCGCCGCCCACCAUAGUGAUGAGCUCCACCACGCCGCCGGCCACGUCGCCUUCAGGCUCUGCGGCCAUGGUGGUGCCAGUGCCGGCCGCCGGGGGGUCCACGUGCAGCACUGCCGCCGGCAGCACCGCGCCCCACGCGCUGGCGUCCACCCGGAGGGACUCCACCACGCAGACCCAGAAGCAGCGAGACAGCAUCGAGCCUCCACACGACGAGGAAGCCGCCAGGCAAGUUCAUGGUAGGACGAUGGGCAGUAGCACGCUCGGCUCUCACAGGCAGGUAUCACCAGUAGGGAGGAGGCGACGAACGGAAGAUCCCACGGAGACAUCUCUCGGCGAGGUGAAGCUGAAGAUCGCUGGUGGAAGUCGGGCACAGCAAGCAAGGGUGUACUACAAGGCGCGGCGCGACUCCAGCGGCAAGGAGCCCGCGCCGGGCAAGUACCCGCGCCUGCCGCGCCAGGCCACAGCCGUGGACGACGCCCUGCCGCCCGGGCCCUGGGGCCGCCGCGGCUCGCAGCCCACCCUCUCGCCCGACCCCGAGGACACACCGGGCCGCAAGGCGCGGCGAGACUCGCUGUCGCCCGACUCGGCGCGCCCCCGCCCCUCGCCGGACCGCGACCCCUCGCCGUCGCGCCGCGCGCGCCGCCUGCGCCGCCAGUCCACGUCCAUCGCGGGCGGCUACCGCGGCGCGCCGCGCUCGCCCGAGUCGUCCUCCACCUGCUCCUCGCGCGACCCGUCGCCCUGCGGCCGCGCCUGCGCGCCGCCUCACGCGCCCGCCAUCCGCCGCCAGUCCACCACCGAGGAGAUCCUUAUCGCGCGCGGCUUCCGGCGCCAGUCCACCACCGAGGAGAUGAUCCGCUGCCGCAACUUCCGCCGCCAGUCGUCGCAGUCCGACGAGACGGUGCGGUCGCGCGGCCGCCGCGACUCCAGUGCGCAGAUCACUGACGGCACCAUCGCGUCCAUGACCGUGGAGACGACCAGCACCUUCUUCGACACGAGCACGCAGACAGAGCCGUCGCCGCUGUACGACAACAACCACUACCACGAGGAAUGCCUGCGCUGCAACUCGUGCGGCCUGAACCUGACCGGGCCCAAUCAGAAGCGGGCGCGGCGCUUCAAGAACCAGAUCCUGUGUGACCUCCACUUCGCGGACGUGGCUCUCAUGGAAUGCUCCGACUUCAUGCAGCAGCUGCGCAGCUUCAAGCCGCAGAGCCUGGGGUGCGCUGUGGCGCGGCGCAAGAGCUCCACCACGCUCAUCUUCCCGCUGCCGCCGCAGGCCUGCUCGGACGAGUUCUGCGAGGAGUUCCCACACAACCUGAUCCCGACGCCCGGCUACUGGAUCGAGUGCUCGCGCCAGAAGAUCACCUGCGACACCAUCUGGGACGAGUCGGAGUCGGAGCACGAGUUGAACGAGGAGGAGGAGGAGGAGGAGGAGGGGGGCGGGGCGCGCGCGGACACGCCCCCACGGGCAGGUCGCCUGGAGGAGGACCUCUGCCUGCUGGAGGACGAGGAGGAGGAGGACCUGCCGCGCAAGAAGACGGCCAUAGAGGAGCAGUGGGAGAAGCACCAGGGCUUCGAGCUCACCUCGGUGGAGCAGGAGACCUACGAGAAGUACUUCUACAGCACGGAGCACUGGAACUACUUCACCAACGACGAGGAUCUGGGCCCUGUCAUUCUGAGCAUCAAGCAGGAGACCAUCAACGGCCGGGACCAGUUCAGGGCUGUGUUGCAGGAUCCUGGUGCGUGCCAUCAGCUACACGGUGCACGGCCUGAUCCCGGCGUCCUGCGUGUUCGCCGACCGCUACAACCGCGAGGAGGUGGUGCGCUCUCUCGGCAAGGAGGUGAACAUCAACCCGCCGCUGACGCUCGGCCAGCUGCCCGACACCCCGGAGGGAGGUGA
Molecule: messenger RNA, 2766 nt
Organism: Bacillus rossius redtenbacheri
Lineage: Eukaryota; Metazoa; Arthropoda; Insecta; Phasmatodea; Bacillidae
Exons: 7
Coding region: 1-2766 (921 amino acids)
Biological process (GO): activation of GTPase activity; regulation of small GTPase mediated signal transduction
Cellular component (GO): cytoplasm
Molecular function (GO): GTPase activator activity
Source: RefSeq, a predicted model, not a curated record